Messenger RNA from Poecilia latipinna (sailfin molly), 1872 nucleotides. RefSeq names its product N-acetyllactosaminide beta-1,3-N-acetylglucosaminyltransferase 3-like. Gene Ontology annotation, cellular component: Golgi membrane. Gene Ontology annotation, biological process: protein O-linked glycosylation; poly-N-acetyllactosamine biosynthetic process. Gene Ontology annotation, molecular function: UDP-glycosyltransferase activity; hexosyltransferase activity. The record is from RefSeq and is a predicted model, not a curated record. Lineage: Eukaryota; Metazoa; Chordata; Actinopteri; Cyprinodontiformes; Poeciliidae. The transcript is spliced from 2 exons. The coding region runs from base 135 to 1343 and encodes 402 amino acids.
UUCUCAGGAUUUGUCAGUGCCACAAGCAGGUUGGGUGAGAAUCUUCAAAACUGUGGCUGAAACACGGAAUAGUUAUUUCUUUCUGCUUUAUGGGAUAAAGUCGUCAUUUCAUCAGGCACUCACCAUCUACCAACAUGGUCAGAAUUUUGACACUGAUUGACGCCUGUGCCACAACUUCAUUACUGUUGGGGACCCUUCUGGUACUUCUUUUUUUCAAUGAGCCACAAAACAUCUCAACGCCUCAAUCACGACCACAAUCAGCACACGACCAGCACAACCACGACCGGAGACCUGCAUAUUUAAAAGAAGAAGAUCACAACGCCUCACACAAAACUUCCCCAUCGUCAAAUUGGCAAUUGGAUAGGUGGAGGGUGUCACAAAACCUAACACUAAGAUGUGAACGAAACGCAAUGUUUGAAAACGUCUCUGGCUUUGAUUCCUUUUCCCCUAUGAUUCAAGACUUUCUUUACUAUCGUCACUGUCGUAGUUUCCCCAUAAUUCUGGACUCUCCUGACAAAUGUGGAGGAGAUGAUGAGCCUGAGGAUGUCUUUCUUUUGCUCGUUAUUAAAAGUUCCCCAAAGAACUAUGAGCGAAGAGAGGUCCUGCGCAAGACCUGGGCUGCAGAGAGGUCAUAUAAGGGAAAGGUGAUUCGAAGAAUCUUUAUUGUGGGAACUGACGGUUCAGGUUUCCAGAAGGAGAAAUUGAACAAACUUAUCAGGUGGGAGCACCAACAAUACAAUGACAUCCUCCAAUGGGAUUUUAAGGAUUCCUUUUUCAACCUCACUUUGAAGCAGAUACUCUUCCUUGAGUGGAUGGACAGACGUUGCCCACAGGCUCAAUUUCUACUGAAUGGUGAUGAUGAUGUUUUUGCCCACACUGACAACAUGGUUGAAUAUCUUCAAAGUCUUAAAGACAAUAAUGGAAGUAAACACCUUUUUACUGGCCAUCUGUUGAAAGGAGCGAGUCCUAUAAGAAACCCAAAUAAUAAGUACUUUGUUCCGCCACAGGUGUACGAAAAAAAGGUUUACCCACCCUACUGUGGAGGUGGGGGAUACCUUCUGUCAGGCUAUACAGCUUUGGCCAUUUACAAAAUAUCUGCGAUGGUCCAAAUUCUUCCUAUUGAUGAUGUUUACAUGGGAAUGUGUUUGGCUGCAAUGAAACUUAAACCUGACUCUCACCUGGGUGUGAAAACACUUUAUUGGUACAUUCCCUCCAGACAAGUUGAUAAAUAUGAUCCUUGUUACCUCAAGGAUUUACUUUUGCUUCACAAAUUCUUGCCCAGUGAUCUAUAUUUCUUGUGGCAAGAAGUACGCAACCCAAACCUCUCAUGUAGUGAUACAUGAAAAACAGUUGAGCUGAAAUAAACUCAAAUGAACUGUCUGAACAAGACCUGGGUCAAAAAAAAAAAAAAGAUUUAAGUAACUGGUUAGUUAGGCAGGUAGUAGCACAUUAUAGCCUGUUAUUUUUUACAAUAGUGAGAACGCUAGGUACUUGCAGUAGUUAUUUAGUUAGUAAGCUAGUUAUCAAUACUAAUAAACUUAUUUUUGCAGCUAUACCAUAUCACUUGUUGGGCAGGGAUUUCAAUGCUUUUAUUCUAGAUUUGAUUAGCUAAUUACAGAAAAAACACACAGUAAAAAAUAACAGCAUUCAAACAGUGAAAUCUAAACAUAUGCUAUGUGAACUAGUGUUUAAACGAGCACCAGAUUUCUGAGUACAAGUGAACACAACAUAAUAUUCUGUGAGCUAUGUUGUAGGGUAUUUUUUUAGUAUGUAACUUGUUACAUAUUGAUAAUGUUUCCUGUUAAUUCUCAUGGAACCUGUUUUUAUAUGUGUUGCAUGUGUUGAGAUAAUAAAUGUUUCUUGUAAAUUUAA